Molecule: messenger RNA, 1957 nt
Organism: Candoia aspera
Lineage: Eukaryota; Metazoa; Chordata; Lepidosauria; Squamata; Candoiidae
Gene: FAM43A
Product: family with sequence similarity 43 member A
Exons: 1
Coding region: 156-1508 (450 amino acids)
Source: RefSeq, a predicted model, not a curated record
UAGCGGCGCGGCCAGCCAGUGCCAGCAGAGGCGCGGCGGCGGAGCGGCGCUAGGCCGGCAUGUAACGCGAGCGGUGGCAGCGGCGAUGGCGACGGGGUGGCGACGGGCGCGCGAGCGGCGGCAGGCGGAGGGGCCCGGCCCGGCGGUCCCUCGGGAUGCGCGGGCGGCCGGGGCUGCGACGGGCGCCUCCAGCUGAGGACCGGGAGCAGCAGCAGCAGCGCCCUGGACCGGCUGCGCCGUCGGGAGACGGCGGGGGCGCCGCGAUGCUGCCCUGGAAAAGGCACAAGUUCGAGCUGCUGGCCGCGGACGAGGACUGCCAGCAGCAGCAGCGGCGGCGGCGGCGGGAGCGGCAGCAGCCGGCGGGGCCGCCCUGCGUCUGCUCCCCGCCGGCGGGGAAGGCCAAGGACCGCUGCCAGGCGGGCGCCGGGAGCCUGCCCUGCUCCGCGGCCCUGGGCUCGUUGGCGCGCGCCUGCCCGGCCGAGAGUGCGCUCUCCCGAGUGGGCAGCCUGUUCCGCUCCAAGCGCAAGAAGUUCCGCGUGAGCAGCGAGGCUCCCACCUACACGGCGCUCUACCUGGGCAACGCCACCACGCUGCAGGCUAAAGGCGAGGGCUGCACCGACGCGGCGGUGGGCAAGAUCUGGGCCAAGAGCGAGGCCGGCCGGCACGGCACCAAGAUGAAGCUAACCAUCGGGCCGCAGGGCAUCCGCAUGGCGCCCGCGGUCGCGGCCGAGGCAGCCUGUCGCCCCGGCCACCUCUACCUGCUGCACCGCGUCACCUACUGCGUGGCGGACCCGCGCCUGCCGCGCCUCUUCGCCUGGAUCUACCGCCACGAGGUGAAGCACAAGGCGGUGCUGCUCCGCUGCCACGCCGUGCUGGUCUCCAAGGCGGAGAAGGCCCGCGCCAUGGCGCUGCUGCUGUACCAGACUUCGGCGGCGGCGCUGGCCGAGUUCCGCCGCCUGAAGAAGCGCGCCGACGCGCGGCACCAGCAACUCCAGCAGGUGGGCCCUGGGGCCGACGGCGCCAUCCCACUGGUGCCCCUCCGCAAACUGCUGCUGCACGGGCCGGGCGGCUGCUACAAGCCGCCCGUCGAGCGAAGCCGCAGCGCGCCCAAGCUGGGCUCCAUCACCGAGGACUUGCUGGGGGAGGAGCUGGAGGAGCGCGCCGCCGGCCCGGGCUGCGCCAACGGCAGCCGGGACCAGGACUGCGAGGACGACGAGGACGAAGACGAGGACGAGCUGCUGGCCCCGCUGGACGAGGACGACGGGGACGGCGCGGCGCCCGCGGCGCCCAGCCUGGGUCAGCUCAUCUGCGGGCUGGGCGCACUGGCCAUCGGCAACGACGUGGCGCUCCUCCGCGCCGACCUGCGCGUCACCCGCCUCCUCUCGGGCGAGAGCACCGGCAGCGAGUCCUCCAUCGAGAGCAACGGACACGAGGGAGGCGGCGGGGGUGGCUCUUCGCCGCCGCCGCCCUUGCAGCCCUGCCACAGCCCGGAGCCCGACUGCGGCUGACGACCCCGCUCCCUCCCGCUGCUCCGCGGGUCCCCGGGCGGCGCUGGGAAAGUGGGGCGGCCGGCGGAGAACGGCCCAGGAUGUGCGCCGGAUCUCGGCCUGCCGAACCCCGCCCCCAAAGCUGCGGCCAAAAGCCGGUCGUCCCGGUGGGGGAGGGGCGCGUUUGUUUACCGCCGCGGAAUUUGGCGUCGGAAAGGGCGGGGCUCCUCCGCGCUCCUGCUCUGCGGGGUGGGGGAACUUCUCCGGGAGGGAUCAAAACAGUGGGGGCUCUUCCCCAGGAGCCCGCCUUCUCCCCCUCCACCCCCCCUGGGCUCUCGGGAUCUUUUGCUGUGCAAAAAGAAACUGGACCUUUGGAUCUUCACUGGAACCUACCGAGUCGCUGCUCCCUUUCGUCCGGGGCGCCCGGAUUUUGGCUGUCGUGGUUGGUUUUGCACACAAUAAAAGAAAGC